Lolium rigidum is the source of this 2161-nucleotide messenger RNA. Its product is annotated as serine/threonine-protein kinase prp4-like. The record is from RefSeq and is a predicted model, not a curated record. Gene Ontology annotation, molecular function: protein serine/threonine kinase activity; ATP binding. The transcript has 13 exons. Gene Ontology annotation, biological process: mRNA cis splicing, via spliceosome; peptidyl-threonine phosphorylation; peptidyl-serine phosphorylation. The coding region runs from base 1 to 1905 and encodes 634 amino acids. NCBI's taxonomy places the organism in Eukaryota, Viridiplantae, Streptophyta, Magnoliopsida, Poales, Poaceae.
AUGGGCAGCCAAGAGGCGCCCCUCUCGCGACCCUCGGCCUCCAGGCACCGCCGCCGGCCGCUGAGCGACGACGCGGAGGAGGCGUUCUCCCCGAAGCGCCAAAAGCGUAGCCUCCAUCGUCAUCACCAUAGCCACCGCCACGGGGACAGGGGAGAUCGGGGCGAGGCAGAGGACGGUGAGAUACUAGACGACGACGACGAUGCCGCCGCCAACAUUAGGGAUGACAUCGGCAAGGCGGGGUCGGUGUUCUGCGGUCUGGCACCUGCUCCGGAAUGUGAUGAUAAAUCUGAUGCAAAUAAGUGUAGCAAGGCAAACCACAGAAGCAAGAGAUCUGAGGAAAUCAUUGAUGAAUCUUUCAAGGAGGAAGAUCACGAUAACUUCGAACACUUUGCAGAGCAAGAAGAAGAUGAUCCUGAAAAAACUAAGGAGGAAGCAAGAAAGAGGAGGGAUGCUAUUCUGGAGAAACACAGGCAACUCCAGUUGCAGAAGCAACAGCAGGAACCAGUGCCUUGCCUAGAUAGUAAAGAAGUAACAUCACUGGAUAGAGAUGCUGCUGCUACUGAAGUGAAAGAUGCUUAUUCAGUCACCUUAAUGGUUGAGGGAAAGAUUGGAAAUAAUCACGAGCCAUCAAAUAUGACCGUUAAUGGAAACUCGUACACUGUGAGGAAAUAUCAUCCAACCCAGCCUAACAUUUCAAUCAACUUGGGAGUAUCUGGUGAUCAAAGGACGAAGGGUUUUUCAGAUUUUGAAGAGAGCAUUCCCAUGAGUGGAAGAUCUUCAGAUAUACUUUGCGGUGAUAUUUUUGGAGUAUCACCUAUUAUAGUUCAAAAAUCGGGUAAUCUAGAUGGUAUGCAUAUCAGGAAAAAUGGGCUCCGCGACAACUGGGACGAUGAGGAUGGAUAUUACAAGUACCACUUGGGGGAAGUGCUAGGUGGCCGUUACAGAAUUACAGCAGGCUAUGGAAAGGGAGUUUUCUCAACUGUUGUGCAGGCAAAGGAUCUAAAAGCUGGGAAAAAUGAUCCUGAAGAAGUUGCUAUCAAAAUUAUCUGCAAUGACGACACAAAAGAAAGGUACAAAUCUGGUAAGAGGGAAGCUUCUGUAUUGGAAAAAUUGUCAAAUGCAGAUCCUGAAGACAGACGACACUGUGUGCGGUUUAUUUCUAGUUUCAUGUAUCGAGAUCAUCCCUGUUUAGUUCUUGAAUCUCUUCAUAUGAAUCUUCGUGAGGUUAUAAAGAAAUUUGGUCGCGAUAUAGGGCUGAAGCUUACUGCUGUGAGGACGUACUCAAAACAGCUUUUCAACGCGCUGAAGCAUCUAAAGUGUUGCAGUAUCCUCCAUUGUGAUAUUAAGCCAGAUAAUAUACUGGUAAAUGGGUCUAAAAGCUUGUUGAAACUAUGCGAUUUUGGUAAUGCUUUGUCUGCUGGAAGAAAUGAUAUCACACCAGUUCUUGUGAGCCGCUUCUACCGAGCGCCUGAGAUAAUUCUUGGAUUGCCCUACGAUCAUGCGUUGGAUAUGUGGUCAGUUGGCUGUUGCCUAUUUGAACUUUACACAGGAAAAAUCUUAUUUCCUGGUGGGACAAACAAUGGCAUGCUUUGGCUUCACAUGGAAUUGAAGGGCCCAUUCCCUAAGAAGAUGCUUCGAAAGGGGGCCUUUACAAGUCAACACUUUGACCAUGACCUUAAUUUUUAUGUUACUGAUGAGAACCUGAUGAUGAAAAAGGCUGUGAAUAAAUUGCUGAUGAACUUUAAAUCAAAGGGUGUUGGCUCCAAAAUAUCAAGCUUCCCAGGCGAGGAUCUAAAGUUGCUGUCCAGGUUUAAAGAUCUCCUGGAAAAAAUAUUCGUUUUAGAUCCAGAAAAGAGGCUUACUGUGUCACAAGCACUUGGCCAUCCAUUUAUCACUGGCGAGUGAAAUAGUGAAUUGAUAAGAUCAUACCCCUCAGUUCUAGUAUUAUUGAGCUUAUCUUCUUUCUUAACUGAACGUUGGGUUUAACCUGUCUAACGCAUCGCCGGUUAUGUCUUUUCUCCGUGAGGCUGGAGCUUUAAGAAUUAAGGUCAUAAUACCUGGACGAAGCAUGGAAAAGGUGGCUAUCUUGUCUUGAGCCUCUUCUGUAGUACAGUAGUAUCUGCAAUUCUGUAUAUUGCUGUCUUUGGUAACAGUUACAUUA